CGGACGAGGGUUUCCUCCCUCCUGCAGGGCAAAUCGUCGGCAGGCGGCUGGUCCGGUAUAGCUUAGGCGAAGGUAGCAAAGGAGAGCGGUUUUGAAUAAUUGGCCUCGAGCGGUGAGGUUUGGGUUAGAUUAACGGUCCCACCAUUAACUGUUGGUCCUCUCCACGUUGUCUCUAACUAUGGAGUUUCCCAGGACUGGAGAGUUAGGUCGAAGCUGAUCGAAAAUGUAGAAGCCCGAUCCGCCCCCAGUAACCAACUACCCAAUUGCUAUACUAACGCGAGUAUACACUGUCCUAACUAUUGGCAAGCUAACCAUGAUCCGCUAGAUAGUUUCGCCAAAUCUGCCGACCACCAUUGGAACAUACUCAGGCCAGUGAAUUCACCGCCGUCUGAUGCGGUGCUUUCGCAGGGCACGCUUCUUACGGCAUUUGAAUGACUCUAAGACGUUCUGUGCCACAAUCAAGCUACGUUCCAUCUGGUGACAGAGGACAUUGCGCUUUCGGUUCUAUCGCCACAGAGCGGCCUUAACAAGCUCGGACUUUGAUUUGUUUGUCCGUUGCAUAUUUUUGACGCUGCCCCUCGCGGUGGAGACAUUACCCGGAUCUUUGUCAAAGAAGGAGGCGGGAGCACAGCGGGCAACAAAGGGGCGGCAGCCCCAGGACUGAGCACUUCCACCGCGAAACUGGCGAUCCCCGAGAUCGACGAGCUAUCCAAGGUGAUUCUGAGAUGUACGGCUGAAGGGCACCCCGCCUGAAUAACAGUACGGAGGUCUUCGGUGAGUCAACUAUAGGGCUGGAUGAAUAGAAGGGAAUCUCGAAGGGAUUUAACAGAGCCGAGGUGUCACUCAGGCUGCUGUCGCCAUUUCUGUCACCCUACGAGUUCGCAGGUCAUCAUCACACCCACCCAACUUGGCGGGCUUACUAGUAGCUUUGCCGGAUGAUCCUGCAAGGCACUCGAGACCAAUCCAGACAGGCAGAAGCCUGACAGAGCAAGAGUAAUGGGUAGACUAUCAAGCUUAAAUUUCUGUGCAUUAAACCUCCUAUGCUCUUCAAUCGAGCGACAAGGGAGAAUAUUCGCUCCGUUGGCAAAUCUAGUAAUAAUAGCUGGCCACUAUAUUCUCCAAACAUCUCUCCCGUAUGGGGGUUCCAACGGGAGUCUAGACCCGCCCCACCACACUCCUAAACCUUAUGGGACCAGGUCUCGACAAAGGAACAGGCGCCUCGGUCCAUCCAACCUUGUCAUCGCUCUACAUUGACCUUGUCCUCAACGCCGGCGGACCCAAAAAUCGUGUUCCUCCCAAACUCACGGGAAAGGGCAGUAGCAUAUAUGCUGGAAGAAGGAAGGAAGCCCAGGCGAGCUCGUUCCUCUCACCACUACCGUGGAUUAACUCAUGGCCAAUGCGGCUUCAGGGAUUUAUCUCCGCCACGGAGGGACUCUUAACAGCAUACUGGGGAAGCCGCCGCCUAUCCAUAUCCGCUCUCAGGGGGGAAGGCGGGUAGAUCGCCUUGCCAUAUUUAACAUGAAUGAGAAGGCAAUCACGGCAAGUCCCUUGUGCGUAAGUGCUACCCUGAAUGGGGGCUCGAUGGGCGGGAGCAUACUCCCCCACCUAGCGGGCGCGUGCAGAGCGAUUCUAGCGUUUGACGGGAUUGUCAGGCCUAAACCGCCAGUCCUUUGAGUUCGCAGGGUCAUUGAUGUCGAGGAGGGGUUGGAGGGAGAAGCAGUAGCAGACGACGAAGAAAUAGCAGAAGGAGAGGAGAGAUAUGCAGCUUGAAUCAGAAAACCAAUACAGCCCAAUUAAAUAACACAACAGAGAAGUCUAGGGCAAAACGCAGUAUAUCGCAUAGCCACCAAACCGCCCGCUUUCCGAAACGCGAGAGGCCAGAUACACAAACAGCCCCUCUUCAUCUAUUGCCAGCACUCGGACAGAAUCAUGUUCCCCCGCAUGCUCCGGGACUCCGGCCUGCCCAAGUAGUUUCCGUACCCCACACCGCACUAGAUUAUAAACCUUCACACAAACCAUCCAACAAACCAUCCCAGAAGUACCACAACCUCAACCCAUGCCUACCAUCACCAGUGCGCCGCUAUCUACACCAGCGGGAGUCGCGACCACUGCCCAAGCUCGUCACACUGAACCCACGGCGGAAAACGCCCGCCUCGAAGCGAUAGAUUUGGAUGGCGAAAUUAUCAUUGCGGAGAGAGACGUG
This is a messenger RNA of Tuber aestivum (summer truffle), 2203 nucleotides long. Lineage: Eukaryota; Fungi; Ascomycota; Pezizomycetes; Pezizales; Tuberaceae. The record is from the annotation of a GenBank genome assembly.